UUUUUUUUUUUAUACAUUUUUUUUUUUUUUCUUAAGAAAAACUGGAUUUAUAAAAUCAACUUCAAUAAUGAAUAACUCAUCUAGAUGUAUUUUUAAUCAUGUGCGUACGUAUGCAACAAAGAGUAAAACACCCAAUUUAAAAAUGAAACCUUCUGUACCUAUUCAAGAAACCAAGCUACCAGACGGCAUCACAUUCAUUACACGUUUACCAGUUGUGGAACCCAGUGUUCAAUCUGAAGUAGCUCCAUUGAUUCAUAAAAGUGGAGAACCAAAAAAAAUAUUAACAGAUGCAGAAAUAAAUGAAAUGCGUCAAUUAAGGGACUCUGAUCCUGAAACUUGGACUCGAUCUAAAUUAGCCAAAAAAUUUGGUUGUUCCAAUUUAUUUGUCAGUAUCGCUGCACCCUUAAAAGAGAAUAAGGUGACGAAUGAGGUAAUAGCAAAUGAAAGGGAUGGACAUAAACGUAAAUUGAUUGCUCAAGAAAGACAAAAGAGGAGAGCACUUUGGUAGAUUUAAUAUUUGUAAAUGUAUUAUUCAUAGUUAUUUCCUGCAUAAAAAAAUGAAACUGAUUGAAUAAAGUAUGAAUAUGUGACUUUAAUUGAGGAUCUCGUGACGAAUAAUAAUAAUAAUAAUAAUACUUGCAAAAUAAAUACAUAUCAGCUUUAUAUGUGUG
Cokeromyces recurvatus is the source of this 671-nucleotide messenger RNA. Its product is annotated as mitochondrial ribosomal protein subunit L20-domain-containing protein. The record is from RefSeq and is a predicted model, not a curated record. Gene Ontology annotation, molecular function: structural constituent of ribosome. Lineage: Eukaryota; Fungi; Mucoromycota; Mucoromycetes; Mucorales; Mucoraceae. The transcript has a single exon. Bases 68 to 508 code for a protein of 146 amino acids. Gene Ontology annotation, cellular component: mitochondrial large ribosomal subunit.